UGCUGAACCUGACGCUGAUCGAUCUCCCGGGAAUCACCAAGGUUCCCGUGGGGGAUCAGCCGCCCGACAUCGAGUCCCAGAUCCGCGACAUGAUCCGCGAGUUCAUCGCCCGCGACAGCAGCCUCAUCCUCGCCGUCACGCCCGCCAACACCGACCUCGCCAACUCCGACGCCCUCAAAAUGGCCAAGGAGGUGGAUCCCCAGGGUCUGAGGACCAUCGGGGUGAUCACCAAGCUGGAUCUGAUGGAUGAAGGGACGGACGCUCGGGAUGUGCUGGAGAACAAACUGCUGCCACUGCGGAGAGGUUACAUCGGGGUCGUUAACCGGAGCCAGAAGGACAUCGACGGCCGCAAGGACAUCCGCGCCGCUCUGGCCGCCGAGCGCAAAUUCUUCCUGUCACACCCCUCCUAUCGCCACAUGGCCGAGCGCAUGGGCACCCCUCACCUGCAGCGCGUCCUCAACCAGCAACUCACCAACCACAUCCGGGAGACGCUGCCGGCGCUGCGGAGCAAACUGCAGAGCCAGCUGCUCUCCCUGGAAAAGGAGGUGGAGGAGUUCAAGAAUUUCCGGCCGGAUGAUCCCGCCCGGAAAACCAAAGCUUUGCUCCAGAUGGUGCAGCAGUUCGGGGUGGAUUUCGAGAAGCGGAUCGAGGGAUCCGGGGAUCAGGUGGACACCCUGGAGCUCUCCGGGGGCGCUCGGAUCAAUCGCAUUUUCCACGAGAGAUUUCCCUUCGAGCUCGUCAAGAUGGAAUUUGACGAGAAGGAUUUGCGGCGGGAGAUCAGCUACGCCAUCAAGAACAUCCACGGGGUGAGGACGGGGCUGUUCACUCCGGACCUGGCGUUCGAGGCCAUCGUCAAGAAGCAGCUGGUGAAGCUGAAGGAGCCGUGCCUGAAAUGUGUGGAUUUGGUGAUCCAGGAGCUGAUCAACACCGUGCGGCAGUGCACCAGUAAGCUGGGCUCGUACCCGCGGCUGCGGGAGGAGACGGAGCGGAUCGGGAGCAC
Pseudopodoces humilis (Tibetan ground-tit) is the source of this 1000-nucleotide messenger RNA. Lineage: Eukaryota; Metazoa; Chordata; Aves; Passeriformes; Paridae. The record is from RefSeq and is a predicted model, not a curated record.